AUGGCGAUCUGUACUUAUAACGCACGUACGCUUGCAUCGGGAGCGGCCAUCGAAGAUCUGAUGAUGCAAGCCAAGAAGAUCAAGUACGAUGUCAUCGGACUGACCGAGACGAGACGACGUCACCCUCUCAACGCCGUAUAUGAAACUGGAGAAGAACUGUUCUUAGGAACAUGCGACAGUAGAGGUGUUGGUGGAGUUGGCGUCCUCGUCAACACGAGUAUGGCAAAGAACAUCGACUCUUUUGAACAACUUACGACCCGAAUCGGACGUCUGCGGAUGAGAAAAUGUGGCCCAAUACCAGCUUUGACUAUCUUCGUCGUUUACGCUCCAACAUCAAGCUACGAAGAAGAAGUCGAAGUUUUCUAUAUGGACCUGGAGAAGUUCUACCAAGAAGAUCAUGCCUUCUACAAGGUCAUAGUUGGCGAUUUCAACGCUAAGGUUGGCCCAAGAAGAACGCCGGUGGAACUUCACAUCGGGACCCACGGUCUACAAUGGAAUGACCAGGGAGAGAGGCUCUCCGAGUUCAUCAUGACGACUAAGACCAUCCAUGGGAACUCGCAAUUUCAGAAGCCCUCUUCUUUACGCUGGACGUGGGAGUCACCCGGUGGAGGGUACCGUAAUGAAAUAGACCACAUCAUCGUCAAUAAAAGGUUCUGUCUGACGGACGUCGGUGUUGUACCAAAAUUCUAUACGGGAUCGGACCAUCGCCUCCUCCGAGGAAGAUUUUCCUUCACAAGGAGAGCAGAGAAAGCCGCCAAGUUCAGAGAGAGAAAUCCCAGGACUACCAUCAACUGGGAUCUCUUCGCUACGCUAGCCGGCUUUUGGGAAGAUUCCGCAAUGGACAACAUCGACGAGGAAUAUGACCGGCUUGUCGAACACCUUCACGACUGUGCGAAGAAGGCUGAGAGUUUUAAAACCACCAAGAGGCGCCUGUCUCUUGAAACUCCUGAGCUGAUACGCCAGCGUGGAGCAGCACGAGCCGCAGGGAACCAAGAACUCACGUCCGAGCUCGCAAGGCUUUGCCGAGAGGCGAUAAAGGAAGACCUUAAAGAGAGAAGAGCAGAAGUGCUGGCUGAAGCUGCAGAGGCGGGGAAAAGCAUCCGCUAUGCCCGUCGAGACUUCGCCAGUCGCAAGACGAGGAUGACUGCUCUCCGGAACCCAAAGGGAACAGCCAUUGCAUCGAGAAGGGGGAUGGAGAAAAUCAUCUACGACUUCUACUCUGAUCUCUUCGACAGCCAUGUCCACUUGCCUCCUCACCAUCUGAGGGAAGAUGGACAAGUCAUUCCAGAGGUUCUCCUGUCCGAAAUACGACAUGCUAUCAUGUCGGUAAGAAAUCGUACGGCACCCGGUCCCGACAGAAUAAGACCAGAACACCUGAAGAGCCUUCCGCCAGUACUCAUCAACACCCUGGCGAGGCUCUUUACACGUUAUCUGUCGGAAUGCAAGGUUCCUAAACAGUGGAAGACCAGCAAGACCGUGUUGUUGUAUAAAAAGGGAGAUCCACAUGACAUCGGCAGCUAUCGCCCAAUCUGCUUACUGUCCGUCAUCUAG
Messenger RNA from Necator americanus (New World hookworm), 1551 nucleotides. RefSeq lists its product as uncharacterized. Gene Ontology annotation, molecular function: catalytic activity. The coding region runs from base 1 to 1551 and encodes 516 amino acids. Lineage: Eukaryota; Metazoa; Nematoda; Chromadorea; Rhabditida; Ancylostomatidae. The record is from RefSeq and is a predicted model, not a curated record. The transcript has a single exon.